AUGACUGGGGAGAUACUUAAUCAAGUACUGAAGUCCCUCAACUCAAAGCUCAAGGCUCAAAGUAGAUCGAUUCUUUUGCUGAUGGACAAUGCUGGGUGCCAUCCCAAUGACAUAUCCGAGAAAUUCAGCCAAAUUAAAGUGGUUUUCUUGCCGCCUAACACUACUUCUAAACUCCAACCGCUGGACUUAGGAAUCAUCAUGGCCUUUAAGAUCUAUUACCGCAAAUUGCUAAUGCAGUAUAUUCUUGCCAAGAUUGAUUCAGAGUCCUCCAAUACUGCCCAUGACAUUGCUAAAGGGAUCACUAUACUUCAAGCUAUAAGAUGGAUUUCUCAGGCAUGGGGACAAGUUCAAGAAGAGACAAUAAAGAAGUGUUUUAGAAAGGCAGGAAUCCUAGUUGCGAAUCUAUCUGAUAUUGUUGCAAGAAGUACUUUAGAUCCGUUUAGUGACCUUGAUGAUGACAAUGAUGAAUCUGCAGGACGACUUCAGGAAUUGCCUACUGCAUUAGUUCGCCAUGAUCCCUCCCAUGACACAGAAAUGGAUGAUCUCAUUACUCGCUUGCAUUUGGAUGGCUCUUGCUCCAGCAAAGAUCUCUUAUUAGCAGAUGACAACAUUGCUAUUUGUGAAGAAUUUAAUAACGAUAACUGGGAAGAAGAAUUCCUGUCUGGGAUUGAUAUAGGACAGUCUGCUUCAAAGGCAAGACGCGUUGAUGAUGACCAGGACGUCCAGGAGGAUGAAGACCCAGUAGAUGAAGAGCCAGAUCAAGUUACUCCUCCAGUGAUAAAGGAAAUGACUGAAGCUAUAAACAAGUUAGAAGACAUAGUGCAUUUUUUGGAAUUUAAUGGCUACACUGAGGAAGCAACAGAAGGAAUGUCUUUUCUGAGUAAACUCAAUAUUACUUAUGUCUCAGGCGUAUCAAAAGGCAGGCAAACUGAGGUUACUGAUUACUUCAUGAUAGACUAG
This is a messenger RNA of Amphimedon queenslandica, 960 nucleotides long. RefSeq lists its product as uncharacterized. The transcript has a single exon. The record is from RefSeq and is a predicted model, not a curated record. Gene Ontology annotation, molecular function: DNA binding. The coding region runs from base 1 to 960 and encodes 319 amino acids. Lineage: Eukaryota; Metazoa; Porifera; Demospongiae; Haplosclerida; Niphatidae. Gene Ontology annotation, cellular component: nucleus.